Messenger RNA from Aplysia californica (California sea hare), 3049 nucleotides. RefSeq lists its product as uncharacterized. Lineage: Eukaryota; Metazoa; Mollusca; Gastropoda; Aplysiida; Aplysiidae. Gene Ontology annotation, cellular component: Golgi apparatus. Gene Ontology annotation, molecular function: antiporter activity. The record is from RefSeq and is a predicted model, not a curated record.
UCCUCCUCCUCCCCCUCCCCCACUGGUCUGUCUGCCACGCGCGUUGCUCUCGUGUUCCUGGCCUGGACAGUGACGUCAUUCCUGUGCCACCAACUGGCCAAGAGCUUCCUCACCGAGACUCAUCUCGACAUCUUCGGUUCCCGCUCUCUGCAGGGAAACCUGGAGCCUUUCUUGUUGGCGCUCUUUCUUACUCUCGUGCAGUGUUGUGUGUGUUUGUUGAUGGUCCGGAACCCUGUGCUGGACUCAUGUGACUCUGACGUACGCGUCAGCGUGGUCAUUGUGACGUCACAUCUCCUAGCAACGCUGACCACAAACUACAGCAUGGUCUACAUUCAGGCCGCGUCCACAUUCGCCAUCAAACUGACGGAGCCUGUGGUGAUGGCUGUAGCCAAGCUCUCCCAGGAUCAGUCUCCGCUCUGCCAAGACACUGACCGGCGUCCUGCUGUCCCUAGCUCUGACGUCAUUUGUGGUAAACUAUCUGGAGACCUGGGAGGUUCUGGCCGUGACGUCUUCCAGGCUUCUGACCAUGGCCUUGACCUCUGCCCUCUUCCACGUGACAUAUUCCUACCUGUCCACCUGCGUGGUUUUAAAGCUGAUGGACGUCAUAAGCCACUCGGUGUGCAACAUCUUCAAACGUCUACUGGUCGUCUGGCUUCUCUACUCCUGUGGAGCCCGGUCUGCCACGGGAUUGAACCUCCUUGGUCUCUUCUUCGCCGGCCUGGGCCUAGCACUCUACCUGCACGGAAAGCUGGGGUAUGGUCACGUGACAGAGUGUGUCCGUCGACCAAUCAUCAUCUCGCUCGCUGACUGGGUCAAGAGUAGUGUCAUGGUGGCGUUGAUUCUUCUCCUAGUUUUAGCGGGGCUGAAGACCUCGCAGUGCGGAAAGACCUUAGAUUUGGGUAGGGUUCUGGGACAGUCGCAUAUUUCCUUAUCUGCAGGAUACGUGGUGCAGAAGGUAGGUUUCGAACCUGCGCCUUUCGCGAUUAGGAAAAUGUCAGCUGUGGAUGGCGACGAGGAAGAUCUGAAAGCUGUGGUACUUCCGGGAGUGAGCGUGGAAACGUUCAAGACGUGGCGCUUGUUGGAGCAUCCCACACACACCGACUUCUUGUCGCAUACACUUACAGACAACAGGGCGGUCGUGGGGGAGGCGCAGAGAGUUCUGCUCAAUCUCCUCUCUGAUAUCAUUGGCUCAGCCAGUCACGUGAUGCUCAUGGAGAUAGCGACGUAUGAGAACAAAGGAGACCCAGCCAUAGCAACAGGGGAGGUAAUGUUACUACGCAAGCUGAACAAAACCGUGGUGUACUAUUGUGAAACUCACACGUGUACUAACGGCAAUCUGAACUACGCUUUGAAGAUUGACUCACGUUAUGCGGCAGGCGAUCUGGUCGUGUUGAUGCAAGGGGGUGGGAACUUGGUCGGUUAUCAGAGCAACGACGUCGUGAGGCGGCGAGUCCUGGAGAGGUUCCCUCACCGGAAGCUGGUUCUCCUGUCUCAGAGCAUCUGGAUCCACCCGAAGAACCACGCCCACUUACAGGAGUGUCGGAAAAUUUAUUCCAACCGCCCAAACCUGAUCAUGCUACUCCGGGACCGCCAGUCCUUCGCCCUGGCCAGACAACAUUUCAACGGCACGCGGCUGGUCCUGGCACCGGAUAUGGCGUUUGGGAUAGGCCUCAUCCCCCGCCAGCUCCCGCCAACUCUGGACAUCGUCUGGCUCCGGCGAGACGACCACGAGUCCACCAGAUACGAGUUGCCGCCCUUCCCAGACGAUCUAGCGAUACACGUCGGGGACUACGUCCACGACUGGAACUCGAACCGGGGCCAUACAGACAUGGAGACCUCUUUCCUCAUCGCCUCUGCAGGUUUACAGUAUCUCCAGAGAGGCAGAGUGGUCAUCACUGACCGGCUCCACGGCCACAUCCUGUCCACUCUGCUGGACAUCCCGCAUGUGCUGAUCGACAACCCACCCUACUUCAAACUGUCGUCCUUCCACAGGUCCUGGACGCAGGCUCUCACCAAUACCGCCAUGGUCACCACGGGGCACCAGGCUUUGGCGGAGGCGCGUAAAAUGCUGCAACGUUACUCUUCCUCUCUCCCGCCUGUUGCGCCUUAUAUGCACGCCCCAUCUGUAGAUCCUGGCGCUUCCUAUUUGUGGCUUUUCCUCAAGUACAACCGUCUGUACAUUAUGUUGUGUGCGCUACUGCCCGCUCUCGGGUACGUCAUCUGGCAGAGGCGACGCCAACUAGUGGUUGUGUGCCGAGCGUGUAGAAUAGGAAGAACUCAGCAGCAAUCUCAAGACAAAAGUACCGUGUGACCCGGUGUUUGCUCACUUUACAAUCACGCUCCAUCUCUGAACGGAUACUUCCUUCAGAAGUUGACAAAAAGACUCAAUUCACGACUUAAUAAUUCCAAACAAUCCGAUAGAAGGCCUUUUGGCCUGUGUCUGUUCCAUAGACCUGUAUAAUAAUCCAAGACUCUGCUCUCUAAUGUAAUUCCGGUUCAUCGAGGAGUGCACCAUUUGAAUCUGCAUGUAUUUGGAACCAAAUGAAGAACAAGGAGGAAAAGUCUGCUGGCGUACUCUACUGCAGUGAGACUGGUAUUUUGCUCUUCAAUUUUACAACCAUGAUGCGCACCAGAGCAGCAAAGUUUUGAUAGGGCGCAAAAUUCUGCAGCCAAGACAGUACCCGGUCCAGGGUAUCAUAGUUCAAGUCUAUGGAGUUGCCAAACGUGAAGUAUUUGUCAGUGCAAAAGUUGAUAAUGGGACGAAAUUCACGAGACAAACUUUCCGAACAUUCUACAUUGGCGUCCGUAUGGUGUAGCGAGGCACUUCACUGCCGCACGCAGGAGACCCGAGUUCGAUUUCCGAAUAGUGAAAAAAACCCAACUUCAUCAAGUAAAUCUCUGUCUUUCAACCGAGAUGUUGUAUCCCUCUCAGCCCUGGUUGACCCUGACAGGCAGGGUAGGAAGCCUGCAGUCAUAAAUUAUCUAAGUUAUGUUUUUAGAGAUGUAAAAACACCUGCUUUUGUAUUAAAAACUACAGAACAUUCUGGAA